Messenger RNA from Pectinophora gossypiella (pink bollworm), 1352 nucleotides. RefSeq lists its product as uncharacterized. Gene Ontology annotation, cellular component: transcription regulator complex; nucleus. NCBI's taxonomy places the organism in Eukaryota, Metazoa, Arthropoda, Insecta, Lepidoptera, Gelechiidae. The transcript is spliced from 2 exons. Bases 120 to 1001 code for a protein of 293 amino acids. Gene Ontology annotation, biological process: regulation of transcription by RNA polymerase II. Gene Ontology annotation, molecular function: DNA binding. The record is from RefSeq and is a predicted model, not a curated record.
GCCGGACCGGUUAGUGCGCGGCAAUCCGCUGACGAGUAAACCCGCGCGUGUUGCCGCUAAUUCAUAUACCUAUCUGAAGAAACAAAAUCGACCUUAUCUAUUCUGUGGUUAUUUUCACAAUGCACUUCGAAACAGACGUCUUCAUUGAAGAAAUCCGAAAACGGCCGUGUCUAUGGAACUCAAAUAGCCCCGACCAUGGAGACAAAUUGUUAAAACUAAAGUGCUGGAACGAAUUAGUCGAUAUCUACGCCCGACGCGGAGCAUCGUCUGAAGACCGGAGGAAACUAUGUGUGAAAUUGCAGCAGAAAUGGAGAAAUAUUCGGGAUAAUUUUGUCAAGCAGUUAAAGAAAAACGCACGGCAAAAUGAAUCCGGGCCUGGAGUGAAAUUUACUACUCCGUAUGGUUAUUUUAAUAAUCUUCUAUUCUUAAAGGAUUCUGUUAUUUCAAACCCGAGAAACUCUUUAAAAUUUGGCUCAGAUGCUACAAGAAGUGAGCAAGAUGAUGAAAGUGGUGAUAAGAGUGACACUUCCGACAGUAACGAGAUAUUAUGGACACGUAAAAAAAUAAAGAAGAAAAGAAAAUAUGUAGGGUCAGGAUCUCAGUUAGUGGCAACUACAAAUGACAACGAAGACGGCGACGCACCGGGCACAUCUAAAAAGAAGAAGAAAAAUGAGAAUGAAGACGUGGGGUCACAGUUAAUGGGAGUCUUAACAAAGACUUUGGAUAUAAAAAAAAGUGAAGAAGAUGAAGAUCGUCUCUUUUUCUUAUCUUUAGUAAAAGAUUUUAAGAAAAUACCAGAGGACAAACAGUUAAGAACCAAGUUAGAAUUAAUAAAAGUAAUAAAUGACGCUCGUGAAUCAAAAUCGACGUACAGCGAUCCGAUACAAGCAGAGCCAUCUGAAAAUUCUGAGAGGCCGGUGUACGUCGCCAUAAAAAUAGAAGGUGCAGAAGAUAGGGACGAUACAGAAAUAGUAGCAGAAGAAGUCAAUAGUUUUCGUUAAGGUAUAUUUACUUCUACUGAACUCAUGCCUUUGAGGGUUCGUGAUAAUAUAUAAAUAUACGUACAAAUAUAUAAACAUCAAGCGGUUCCUGAGAGAGUAUUUAUAAAAUAAAAAUCGUCUUGAUCUUCUUCGUCAUGGUCGUGCAUGGUGGUAUCAAAUUAUAAUAUUUGAAUGACUUACCAUCGUGGUGAGAAGCCAUACGACGAUUUAUGUGGGAAAUGGUAUGUUUUCGCAUAAAUAGCCGGACAUAAUGGGUCAUUAGCGUAUCAUUAGAUAUUUAAUUGUAAUUCCUGAAUGUACAAAAGUUACCCUAUUCUUUAUAAUGUCUUAUAAUAAAAUAUUGAGAAAUCA